GUCUCUUUUGUUGUUUCGGUGGCUCAGUCCCCGAAUUCGCCCCUGUGAGGAGGGCAGGACAGCCGAGAGGGGCGGCCGAGGAGGCGGACAGAGGCACGGCAGAGUGAAGGGAGGAAAGAAAGGAAAGGGACUGAACCAUUCCUAAACCAGCGUCGACAUCAACAGGGGGAGAAGAGGAGCUGCUUGAAAGAAUUAGCUCUGAAGAGCAGCACCGUGUCCUGAACACGGAGAGAAAGCGAAGAGGCAGCGGCAGGGGAUGGAUGGUGCGGGGACGAGCGAUUCUUCCCGUAGGCUGAGGAGGAGCCGCCGCCGCCUGUUCCGCGUUCCCUUCUCCCACCCCCGAACAUUCGCCGCGGGCUUGUUCGCCUUCAGUCAGCGGCUCUUCUCCGCUCCGGCCAUGGUGGUGUCAGAGUUGCUCGCCCCUUCCCAGCGCGCAUCAGCCGGGCCAUCGGUGUGUUGUUGCCUCUGGUUGUUCGCCGUGCUGCUGCUCGGCAGCCUGCCCGCGGGACUGCCUGCCAGCCCGCUCUCCAGCGCCGAGUGUCAGAAUGGCAAAGGCAGAGGAGCCAACUGCUCAGAUGAUUUUAAAAUAUGUGACGAAACUACAUGUAAAUAUGGUGGAGUCUGUAAGGAAGUUGGUGAUGACUUGACAUGCUCAUGCCAGUUCCAGUGCCAUAAACGUUACAUCCCGGUUUGUGCAUCUAACGGAGACACCUACCAGAAUGAAUGUUUCAUGAGGCUAGCUGCAUGCAUGCAUCAAAAAGAGAUCAUAGCAGUCACAGACAGCCCUUGUUACACAGAAAACGGCUCUGGAUCGGGUGAAGGAGAAUACGAAGGCUCGGGAAUAGAACGACGGCCGAAACACGCAAAGUGUGGAAAAUGCAAGUUUGGGGCAGAAUGUGAUGAAGAUGCAGAGGAUGUCUGGUGUGUGUGUAAUAUAGACUGCAGCAGAUACAACUACAACCCAGUGUGUGCAUCUAAUGGAAAGUCAUAUGAUAGCCCUUGCCUUGUCAAAGAAGCAUCUUGCCAGAGACAGGAGUGGAUUGAAGUAAAACGUAUUGGUAAAUGCCAAGAUGACGCUGGUUCUUUGGGGAAGGACAAUGGAUUUCAGCUGGGAACAGAAAUUAAAGAUGCCAGUGAUCAAAGAGAAGAUAUGUACACUGGAAACUACCAGCCUUGUUCAGAACAUGUUUGCAUGCAUGGUAAAUGUGAAUAUAUUUAUGCUCGCCGAGAGACAUCGUGUCUCUGUGACUCUGGAUAUAUUGGACAGCGCUGUGAAAACAGGGACUUCAGUAUUCUAUAUGUGGUUCCAAGUGGGCAAAAGCUUCACUAUGUUUUAAUUGCAGCAAUAAUUGGAGCUGUGCAAAUUGCUAUUAUAGUCGCCGUGGUGAUGUGUAUAACAAGGAAAUGUCCAAAAAAUAAUCGAGGUCGCCGCCAGAAACAAAACCUAGGACAUUUUAAUGCAGACUGCACCACUUCUUCAAGGAUGGUCUAGCUUAAAUCACUUUAUACUCUUUUUCUUCAUUUCUCAUGUCUCUCUGCUGAAUUACAAAUAAUUUUUCUUUACUGAGAAGAAGCGAUUUUUGUUUCAGAGGCCUUGGUUUUCUGGACCUUUGCCAGCAUAUGGAUUACUGUGUCUGGUAGUAUGACCAGGAUGCUGCCAUUUGGGGUAAACAAGUUAAACAGUCUGAUUGUAAUUAAUAAUUGGGCUGCCCCAUCAGUAGGAAGGGUUCUUGAUUUCUAGAAAAAAUUCAAACAGAAAAAAAUAAGAAAAAUGAGGAAAUGGAAAUAAAAUACUAAUGAAAGGAAGAUUUUUGUACUCUAUGAGCAGAAUUUGCUCCUUAUGCCAGUAACAUAUGUUUGUGUAAUAACCUGCCAUGAUGCUCAUAAUGAAGUUACAGAUGACACUCAGAAGGCAGAAAAAUGCCUGAACAGGUUCAAAAAACAAUUGACUGAACAUGCUGUAGAAGAGACUCUGAAAGGGAAAAAUGUUUACAACUGACUUUCCUUACAAGAAAUGAAGGUGUUUUUUUUUAAAUUAUUGAUGCCUUUUCAAACACUAUUUGCAUGAUUUGUGGAACUGUGUACUGUGAUUAGAUUAAAAUUCAAUGCUGUUUGGAUUGAGUAUGGGGUGGACAUCUGAGUGCCACCACUCUAAUAACUCUGACUUUGCAGCUAUAUUUGGCUUCCCUUGGUGUAAAUUUAGUAUCACAUAAGUGUAACUGGUGGUGCAUGUGAUGUGUGCCACACAAAAAUGAUUUCUCUUUUUAGAAAAGACUAGGUUGAUCAUUUGGUGUCUUCACUAAGAUUCAAAUUGUUUAAAAAGUUAAAUACAUUGUUAUUUGUCACUAUCACACUGUGAUAAAAUACACUGUAAUUAUUAAAAUGUGCUGUACUUGAAAUUACUUUAAAAAUGGUACUAAAAUUACAACAGUGUCAUCUACUGGGUUUGUGUAACAGGGAUUGUGGCUUAACAAAGCUUCAUGGUUCAGCUCCUCUUCAGGUUGUAGGAUGUCUUGAAGUCAGCUAUCACUAUAUUCUAGAACACAAUAUAAUUUUAACCUCUGCAAAGAGAAAA
Messenger RNA from Hypanus sabinus (Atlantic stingray), 2575 nucleotides. RefSeq names its product tomoregulin-1-like. The record is from RefSeq and is a predicted model, not a curated record. NCBI's taxonomy places the organism in Eukaryota, Metazoa, Chordata, Chondrichthyes, Myliobatiformes, Dasyatidae. Gene Ontology annotation, molecular function: protein binding. The coding region runs from base 257 to 1492 and encodes 411 amino acids. The transcript is spliced from 10 exons.